Messenger RNA from Photinus pyralis (common eastern firefly), 2445 nucleotides. RefSeq names its product exostosin-2-like. Lineage: Eukaryota; Metazoa; Arthropoda; Insecta; Coleoptera; Lampyridae. Gene Ontology annotation, molecular function: glycosyltransferase activity. The coding region runs from base 141 to 2264 and encodes 707 amino acids. Gene Ontology annotation, cellular component: membrane. The record is from RefSeq and is a predicted model, not a curated record. The transcript is spliced from 5 exons.
UGCCAUGAGCUACAUGUUAUUUAUCAUAACUUAACCUCAAUUUAAUUUAUAGUCGAGAGACUUAGUUGAAUUAACGUAAUAUAACUUAGAAUGCUUAUUUGGUGUACAAAAAUGUGAUAAAAAGACCUUUUUAUGUCACAAUGACCAUCUCUCUCCGAGCUUCAAAACUCGUACAUUCAAAAAUACCAAGUUUCAAACACUUCUUUAUUGCUCUAUUCGUAAUUCUCCUGGUUUCAAUAAUAAUUGCAUUUGUAGUACAAAGUUGGUCAUUCAAUAACGAUGGCUCUAAAACUUAUCAGAAGUUGCAGCUGAAGAAUGUACUAAACUUGCCCGAAGUGAAGCUUGUGGAUGAUAGUCCAAGCUCCAGGCCGCACAAUUCCAAAUGCACGUAUUGGGAUUGCUUCAACAUUUACAGAUGUGGAAGGACAGGUCAUGAUAGAAUUGCGAUUUAUGUUUAUCCUUUAAAGAAGUAUGUGGAUUCUAAAGGGGUGCCGAUUGUUGAAGUUAUGUCUAAAGAAUAUUAUAUGAUAUUACAAAGUAUAAUUGAAUCGAAGUAUUAUACGGCUAACCCACAAGAAGCAUGCUUGUUUGUUCCAUCAAUUGAUACUUUAAAUCAGGAAAGGAUACAGGCUAAUCUUACCUCAAGAGCACUGGAAUCUUUAAAAUAUUGGCGAGAUGGUGAAAAUCAUUUAUUUUUUAAUAUGAUAUCCGGUACCGCUCCUGAUUUUUCGACUGUCUUAGAAAUAAAUACAGGAGAUGCUAUUAUAGCUGCAGCUGGAUUUAAUACUCACACAUAUAGAGUUGGAUUUGAUAUCUCUAUACCAAUUUUUAGCCCGAUUGCGAGCCUUGCGGAAAUAACCUUCAUCAAUAACUUGAGGCCAUGGUUUGUUAUUUCAUCACAAAUAAACAUAGAUUCGUAUUUUUUGGAUGAAUUACAAGACAUGCAGCUACACAAUUCGGGGUUGCUGAUAGUGGAUGCUUGCCAAGUUCAUAACUAUUCGAAACGUUGCGAGUAUGGUUCACAUCAACAGUUUUUGUAUCCGCAAAUUUUACAGAAGGGCACAUUUUGUUUGGUGUUCAGAGGCGAACGAAUGAGUCAAUUGGUUCUACUUGAAGCACUGGCUGCUAAUUGCAUUCCUGUAGUUGUAAUGGAUGAAGUGGUAAUGCCGUUUGGCAAUGUAAUAGAUUGGAAGCGCGCAGCUGUAUUUAUUAUGGAAGAUUAUUUGAAUACACUCCUUGACGUGUUGAAAAAAAUUUCGGAAGAGCGCAUCGAAAUUAUGCGAAAGCAAGUUAAGUUUCUAUAUGACAAAUAUUUUUCGAGUUUAAAACACAUUGUGGAGACAACCUUCGAUAUUGUACAAGAUCGCGUUUAUCCCAAUUGGGGGAGAACGUAUGACGACUGGAACUUACGCCCCGACGAACUAAUUAAAAGUCCACUAUUUCUCCCUAUCACAGCUCCUAGAUCUCAAGGAUUUACUGCAGCUAUUUUAACGUAUGACAGAGUAGAAAGUUUAUUCAUUUUAAUAGAAAAGUUAUCCAAAGUACCUAGUUUGUCUAAAGUGGUAGUCAUUUGGAACAAUCAAAAGAAGUCGCCGCCUCCUAUGCCCAGUUUUCCUCAAAUUUCGAAACCAAUUAAAGUAAUUAGGACGAAAGCAAAUAAACUUUCAAACCGUUUCUUUCCGUAUGAAGAAAUCGAGACUGAAGCUAUACUGACUAUUGAUGACGAUAUUGUUAUGUUAACAGCAGAUGAACUGGAAUUCGGUUAUGAGGUGUGGCGAGAAUUUCCAGACAGAAUAGUUGGAUUUCCUUCAAGAACUCAUGUUUGGGAUAACGUCACUUUAAGUUGGAAGUAUGAAUCAGAAUGGACAAAUGAAAUAUCUAUGGUCUUAACUGGUGCAGCAUUCCAUCAUAAGUAUUGGAGUUAUUUGUAUACAACCACAAUGCCGGCGGAUGUACGAGAUUGGGUGGAUGAGCACAUGAAUUGUGAAGACAUAGCGAUGAACUUUUUGGUGGCAAAUGUAACCAAUAAACCACCAAUUAAGGUUGCACCUAGAAAGAAAUUUAAAUGCCCACAAUGUGUGAAUAAUGAAAUGUUAUCAGCAGAUAUGGGCCAUAUGGUAGAAAGGUCACAAUGUGUAGAUAGGUUUACCAAAGCGUUUGGAAGAAUGCCAUUAAAGUCAGUUGAAUUUCGCGCAGAUCCUGUACUGUAUAAGGAUGCAUUCCCCGAGAAGCUCAAACGAUUCAAUGACAUUGGCAGCUUAUAGUUAAAUUUUAACUAGAUAUAGGUAGAUGUGGGAAUACUCACCAAAUGAAUGAUGGUUAAGUUGAUGGUAUUGAAUUGUGGCUCUUGGGGUCUUAUAGACGAGAGUAUUAGAGAAAAAUUGCUAACAACAAUGGUGUCAGAAGAAAAUGUAAUUUUAUGAAAUUAUAUUGUGUUCUUCUAUA